Sphaerodactylus townsendi is the source of this 1822-nucleotide messenger RNA. It is a transcript of the gene CALHM3, whose product is annotated as calcium homeostasis modulator 3. The transcript is spliced from 3 exons. Bases 506 to 1531 code for a protein of 341 amino acids. Lineage: Eukaryota; Metazoa; Chordata; Lepidosauria; Squamata; Sphaerodactylidae. Gene Ontology annotation, molecular function: monoatomic cation channel activity. The record is from RefSeq and is a predicted model, not a curated record.
UCUGUGACUUCCAUUCUCAGUGGAACACCAACUCCAGUACCUGUGCAUGAGAAUGAAUACUGCAUCCUACCUGCAGGUAGCAGCUGCUUGACAUACAAAAGAGUGCUGUAGUUGUAAAAAAAAGGAGGGAGACGCACUUUUAAAAGCAGGACAACUGAGCUGUAAGUCUCAGUCCUAAUCCCAUCGCAUGUGGAUAAGACGCACAGCUGGACCAGCUACACCAAAGAGUACUGAAUGAGGAAGAUUCUGAAUGUGAAGCCAAGAGGGAUACAAGGGCAGCAGUGUUAAUGUGAAUGGGACACAGACGUGAAAAAACCAUCUGUACAGAAUUUAUUGCAAUACUGUUUGCUCUGCCUAUUGUCUUCCCAACUUUGAUCUAAGCAGACCAAAUAGAGCUUGCUGAAACGGUGCCAAAGAAAACAGCCAACACAAAGACCAGUCAGUACUUCAACCUGAAACAAACGUAGAAACUCUUGGAAGAAAGUCCUGCAGCUCACACAGCACCAUGGAUCGGUUCAAAAUGAUCUUCCAAUACUUUCAGUCUAAUUCAGAAUCAGUGAUGAAUGGGAUUUGCGGGCUCCUAGCACUGGCUAGUGUCAAGAUUUACACCUCCUUUGACUUCAACUGUCCCUGCCUCCCUCAGUACAAUAUGGCAUAUGGCUUGGGGAUAAUGUUUAUACCUCCUGUGAUCCUGCUGCUUUGUGGCCUCAUUGUCAAUAGACAGUGUGUGGUGGCAAUCGAGGAGUGGAAGAGACCCACUGGGAACAGAAAGAAGAACAUGGCUAUUAUCAGGUACAUUUGUUCCUCUAUCCUACAACGGGCUAUGAUUGCACCCAUUAUUUGGAUCCUAGUCACCCUUCUGGAUGGGAAGUGCUUUGUCUGUGCCUUCAGCAAUUCUGUUGACCCUGAUAAGUUUUCUGGUUUUGUCAACAUUACCCCUGCCCAUGUGCAGCUGUUGCUCUCCAAGGUCCCUUGCAAGGAAGAUGAACUCAUAAGGAACAACACUUCCCGCAAAGCAGUGUCCAGGUACCUCAGAUGCUGGUCACAGGCUCUUGGCUGGAGUAUACUGCUGACCCUUAUUAUGGUAGCUUUCCUUGCCCGGUCUCUCAGGCCCUGCUUCAAUCAAGCUGCCUUCCUGCAGACUCGCUAUUGGAGUAAUUACAUUGAUAUUGAGCAGAAGAUAUUUGAUGAAACUUGCUGUGAGCAUGCUCGAGACUUUGCACACAAGUGCAUCAUCCAUUUCUUUGAUAGCAUGCAGAAAGAAAUCAAGCUAAGGCGGUUUAAUGCUCACAAAGAAGAAGAUGAAGGCAAAGAAAGGGAGAAAGAUCACUUGCGAGGGAUCACCAAUGAAGGGCAAAUGAACAAGCUCCUCCAGUCAUGGUACUACAGUAAACCACGGCUGGAUCUGAACCAAACAACCCACUGGCAGUGCUUGAGCACAGAGAGAACAUCUACGCAUUUGGUAGACACCAUGACUAAUAGGUGGCAUUCCCAGCCAGGAACUACAGCUACAAGACAAACAGAUGUUUAAAAGGAAACUGGAAACAUUGAUGUGAACCUCUCUCACAAAGUCCAUAUAACAUCCCUUAGAAAUAGGCUAAGUUGAUCAGGGAAAAAAUAGUCUGGUGGUUUUAUUUAAUGUAAAUCCUGCUGUACUCCUUACCACGGUGCCAAGCAGCUUACAACAGCAUUCUCCACUCCUUUAUUUUAUGACACCAUGGGCCCAUGAAGCAGGUUAAGAUGAGAGUGACUUGCUUGAGAUUACUAAGCAAUUUUCCCUGGCAGAGUGGGGACUGGAACAUUGGUCUCCCUAGUCCUUGUC